UCCAACUCCACUCUCUCAAAUGAACAGCCAGUGCGACGACUUCUUCUCGGGGCGAUGCGUACUUGUAAACGGCCCCGUGAUCGUGGGCGCGGGCCCCUCCGGCCUGGCGGUGGCGGCGGGCCUCAAACAAGAGGGCGUGCCCUUGGUGAUCCUGGAACGAGCCAGCUGCAUUGCGUCGCUGUGGCAGAACCGAACCUACGACCGCCUCAAGCUCCACCUGCCCAAGCAAUUCUGCGAGCUCCCCUACGCCCCCUUCCCGCCCGACUUCCCGCAAUACCCCUCCAAGCGUCACUUCAUCGACUACCUCCACUCCUACGCUGCAAGGUUUCAGAUUGUUCCGCGCUUCAACGAGUCCGUUCUCUCCGCCAACUACGACCAAACCUGCGGCCUCUGGCGCGUCAAGACCGUCUCCGGCGCCGCCGAGUACAUCUGCCGCUGGCUCGUCGUGGCCACCGGCGAGAACGCCGAGAAGGUCGUCCCGGAAUUCCAAGGGCUGCAUGACUUCGGCGGCGCCGUCAUGCAUGCCUGCGAUUACAAAUCCGGUGAAUUUUACAGAGGGAAGAAGGUGUUAGUCGUCGGGUGCGGGAAUUCUGGCAUGGAAGUCUCGCUUGAUCUCUGCCACCACCAUGCCUUCCCAUCAAUGGUCGUCAGGAGCUCUGUUCAUGUGUUGCCGAGGGAAAUCUUGGGGAAAUCGACUUUCGAGCUGGGCGUGUCACUGAUGAAAUGGAUGCCGAUUUGGGUAGUGGACAAGAUCCUGCUAGCGGCGGCGAGGUUGAUUCUCGGAAACAUCGAGAAAUACGGUCUGAAACGGCCGUCGGUGGGGCCGUUACAGCUCAAGAACACACAGGGCAAAACGCCGGUUUUAGACAUCGGCACACUCCCAAGAAUUCGAAACGGCGAUAUCAAAAUCGUACCAGGAAUCAAAAGAUUCUUGCAGGGAGGAGUUGAGCUCGUCGAUGGCCAACUUCUUGAAAUCGAUUCCGUUAUCUUGGCUACCGGAUAUUCUAGCAAUGUUCCGUCGUGGCUCAAGGAAAAUGAAUUCUUUUCAAAAGAUGGGUUUCCUAACUCACCAUUUCCCAAUGGAUGGAAGGGCAAAGGUGGUCUGUAUGCAGUUGGUUUCACAAGAAGAGGGCUGUCUGGUGCAUCUGUUGAUGCCAUCAAAGUUGCACAAGAUAUUAUCAAGAUUUGGAAGACUGAAACCAAGCAGAAACAUCACUCUGUCAAAGUGCUGUAGUAAAAUUUUUGUGGCUCGUAGUUAUCAAAGAAAUGAGAGAGCAGCCCUCUCCAUGAAUAGCUAGUCCCAGAUCAAUUUUGUAUUUGGGGCAGUUUUUGUACAAAUUAAGGAAGAUGAGGCUUUUAUCCCCCUUUCUUUUUUAGUGGUGAAUUAAGGGAGUUGUACAAAAUGUGGGAUGGAAGGUUUGCUAUCAGUUUUCUUGUUUCAAUUUGAUCCAGCUAGUGUUUAAUGGAGCAGUACAAGCUAGUGAUAGUGUGUAUGAAUGGACCCAUUAAAUGUGAUGGAACCUUGUAUCCAUAAUUCCCAGUAUCCAUAAUUUAUUAAAUGUGAUUCUGACU
Salvia miltiorrhiza (redroot sage) is the source of this 1572-nucleotide messenger RNA. RefSeq names its product probable indole-3-pyruvate monooxygenase YUCCA3. Gene Ontology annotation, molecular function: flavin adenine dinucleotide binding; N,N-dimethylaniline monooxygenase activity; NADP binding. NCBI's taxonomy places the organism in Eukaryota, Viridiplantae, Streptophyta, Magnoliopsida, Lamiales, Lamiaceae. The record is from RefSeq and is a predicted model, not a curated record. Bases 20 to 1234 code for a protein of 404 amino acids. The transcript has 3 exons.